AUGAGCGCAUACUCCCUCGCGCCCUUUGUCCUGCGUCGGCCUUGGCUGACCAAGAUGCUCAUGCCCAUGGCCGAUUGGUACGCCAACGCCGCCGGCUACCGCAAGCUUGGCCUGAGAUAUGACGACCUCCUGGAAGAGGAGCGCGAGUCUGUUCAGAUCGCCCUCAAGCGCCUCUCACCAAAGGAGGCCUACGAGCGCGUCUACCGCAUCCGUCGCUCCACGCAGUGCAGCUACCAGCACAAGCUGCUGCCCAGGGACCAAUGGACCAAGCCCGAGGAGGACACCCCCUAUCUGCGCCGGAUUGUCGAAGAGGUCGAGGCAGAGCUCGCUGAAAAGGACGCCCUUGACUCCAUGUACGUCGUCAAGAAGCACUAA
This is a messenger RNA of Hirsutella rhossiliensis, 375 nucleotides long. Its product is annotated as ubiquinol-cytochrome C reductase complex 14kD subunit domain-containing protein. Gene Ontology annotation, biological process: mitochondrial electron transport, ubiquinol to cytochrome c. The record is from RefSeq and is a predicted model, not a curated record. Bases 1 to 375 code for a protein of 124 amino acids. The transcript has 3 exons. NCBI's taxonomy places the organism in Eukaryota, Fungi, Ascomycota, Sordariomycetes, Hypocreales, Ophiocordycipitaceae.